Molecule: messenger RNA, 3030 nt
Organism: Trichoderma asperellum CBS 433.97
Lineage: Eukaryota; Fungi; Ascomycota; Sordariomycetes; Hypocreales; Hypocreaceae
Source: RefSeq, a predicted model, not a curated record
AUGUCAACCGUUGUUGCUCAGCCUAGCGACAAGGACAGCGCCCCAGCCAAAGACCGAGCCGCUGAGGGGGCUGAACCACACGCUAAAGCUGGCUCUACCUCUGCUCCAGCAGCAAGAGCCACUCCCCGCUAUGCCAGUGCAACCGCUACUUCGACUGUGGCUCGUACUACUGUCUCGGCUCGAUCUUCGGCUACUCUGAACAAACAGCCGACUCGCUCGUCCACUUCAGCACACCGAUCUACUGCCUCCACGUCGACGAUAGGUCAUCGAAGUGCCCCCAGUGUCGGUGCAAGUGAAGAUGACCAGAAAUCCAAGCCUGCAUCGCGACGAGAGAGCACAAUAAUCUCAAACUCAGCGGGAGCUGCAGGAGAGAAAAAAACCGGGGCCACAGGCAGUACUGUAGCGAGCCGUCGAUCUACUGUGGGUGUUGGUGCUGCAAGCCCCAAACCAGCUGCUCCGCGUACUAGAACGGGAGCAUCCGAAUCAGUAGCAGCGAUUCGAGCAGGAUUGACCCGGGGUACUGUUUCGUCGAAUGCCGCCGCGGACGCGAGAAAAAGAACAUCCGCACCCGGGUUAGUGACCGGAGCUCCACGCCCAUCAACAAGAACCUCCGUUCGAUCUGAGGCACAUCCGGACAGUCCUAAAAUCCUCGACGAACUCACGUUCAAGCUAGCUGAGAGAGACAAAGAAAUCGAAUCUCUCAAGGUAGAAUUGGGUACCUUCGAAAGCACUGUAGCUGAACUUCGCCAGCAGCUAGAAGGUAGCAGCCAGCAGCUAGACGAGGGCGAGUCUCAAACUGAGCCGAAAGACACGCCUGAUGGCCCGAAAACUGAUUACGAUGCCGUCAUACGUGACCUGGAAGCCCAGCUACAAGAGAAAGCCGAAAAGCUUCGUACUGUGGAUGAUGAGCUUAUCGAGGCUGUUCGCAUCAAAGACGAGGGAGGAGAAGCCCUAGACGCACUGAAAAAAGAGCUGGAAAAUUUAAAGGUUGAGAACGAGGAGAAACUCAAAGCAACCGAGACCCAACUUGAGCAGACUAGACAAGACUAUGCUGCGCAACUUGAGAAGCUCCAAGCCACCAUCUCUGAUAAAGCAGAUUCGGACAAAUCAGACGCUGAUUUAAGAUUGGCAUUUGAAGCAGACAUUCAAAAACUCCAGAACCAGGUGGAUGAACUGACUGCUUCAAAAGCCGAAUUGGAAUCGACUAUUAACGCUAUCACAUCCGAGCGCGAUGCGUUGACUAGCAAAAUAUCAGAUCUCGAAAAUGAGAUCUCAGAUGUCAAAUCUAGGCUCGCCAUAUCUGAGUCGGCCGCGAAGAGUGCUGAAGCCAGUAAAGACGAUGAAAAAUCCCUAGUAGCGAAGAUUGAGAGCGAAUUAACCAACCGAGAGGCGGAGCUAGAAUCUGCCCGCAAAGUUGAAACUGAGCUACAAAACACAAUUAGCGACAUGAAAGUCACGCUAACUGGCAGGGAUGAGGAGAUUUCUAACUUGAAAACAAUGCACGAUGAGCGUUUAAAGCAAAUUUCUCAAGAUUAUGAGAACGAAAUUGAAAGCCUCCGCGGCGAUGCUUUCUUUAAACGCAAGUUUGAAGAGCUAGAAAAGCUACAUAACGACUUGCAGGCUUCUUUGACUGAAGAAUCAGAGAAACACACAACUGCUCUGGCAGAGUCUGAAGAGCGCCGGUUAUCAGCUCUUAAUUCACUCGAGUCCAAAGAACUGGAACAUGAAGAGCAGCUGGCCAGUUUGAGACGUCGCCACGACGAAGAGUUGGCAGCUGCCAAAAACCAAGCUUUGGAAACAUUGGAUGUUCACGCCAAAGAAUUAGAGUCUAUUAAAGCUCGAUACGAUGAACAACUGCGGCUCGCACUGGCAGAUGGAGAAGCUACAUCGGUAGAACAAAAUGGACUCCAUGAGAAGGUGUUGGAUGACCUUAAGAGACUUCACGAAGAAGAAACGCAGGGGCUGCUUGCUGCACAUCAAUCUACUCUAACAACAAUGUCUAGUCAACAUGCAGAAGAAUUGGCUGCGCUGCAUACGAAGCUCGAAGAGGUGGCAGCACAGCUUGAAAAUGCGAAGUCUAGCAGCGUGGAGGAGUAUGAAGCUUCAAAGCGGGAAUUGCUUAGUUUACACGCUGCUGAAAUCGAGAAACUCACCACUGCUCAUACAGAUACUGUGGCUUCAUUGAAAGAAGAGGGACUCCAAGUAACGCAAAAACUAGAAGAACUAACAGUGGCGUAUACACAAAUGGAGACCAGCUUAAGGGAAGCCAAGGCUCAGAACGCGAGCUUCGAAGCUACUCUAAACGAAACCAAGGCUCAAAACGCAAGCUUCAAGGCUACUCUAGACGAAGCCAAAACUCAGACACAGGAGCAGCUAGUUGUUGUUCAAGCAGAAGCAGAUGACGUCGGCCAGCAGCUUGCUCUAGAAAAAGUAGAGCGAAUGACCGCACUUGCCGAGCUAGACGCGGUUCAAACCGCCAAACCCGAUACAACAGCUAUCAACACCUUGAAGGCUGAACUUGUCGCAACUACCAAGACAUUCCAGGAUGCCUUGACCGUUGUUAAAGCUGAGUUGAAGUCCACCAAAGAUAACCUGCUACGGAUAAUGUCAGAGAUGAAAGAAAAGACGGCUCACGCAGAUUAUAGCGACUUGAAUGAUAGCAUGACGACGCUAGUAGAAGAAGCCAAUAAGAGGGUGAAGGAAUCGGAGAUGAAUUCUGAGCAGCUCAUGAAGAAGCUCGCUGAAGCAGAGAUCAGGAAUGAUCAACUGCAAGCUCAGUUAAAAAUCAAGGAUGCUGAGCUAGCGGAGGCAGAGGCUCAGGCCGCCCUACUCAAGUCCACCAGCGGUGGGAGUCUAGAUUCGGCAGAUAAUGCAGCCGACGGUGAAGAAAUUGAUCACUCUUCAACGGCAUUAGCUUUGCUCAGCAAAGUUAGAUUGACUGCCAAACAAGUCGACUCUCUAGACCGAGAGAUGAGGGACCGUAACUUGCAGCUCCUCAACUCAAUUACGGAUGUGAAGCUGUCAUCUUAA